UGGGUGGUAUUAGGAUCUUUUACUCCUCGUCUAUACUCUGGGACUCUGACCUCUCUUCUACUCGGGUUAAAUGAUUUUACUAACCCCAACAUUAGGAUCUCGUAAUCAUAUUCACACGGAGAGCUGGAUUAUCUACAACUAUUCCCUUGAAUUGUAUUUUGAAUAAUACUCACAUCAUCAUUUGACAUCCUUGAACUUCCUUAUAUCAGAUGCGUCCCGCAACACAGAUCGUCCGCCAGACUAUGGCGGUCGACACGCCUGGGUUCCCGGCCAUUCUGGUCGACCUCUUGACCCUGCUGGGAUAUCGCUGGUAUCCUCAGUACACUGUGUACGAGAUCUACCGCGAGUUCAACCAGGAGAUGUAUCACGCUAAGGUUGAUAUCUAUGAUCGGCAGAACAACUCCACCCACGAUUUGCAUACCUUUGAGGGUAUUGGAGUGACUGUCGAGAUGGCAGUACAGGAGGUUGCCUAUGUUGCUAUCACCAGCCUCCGUAGAGAGCAUCCACGCUUGGAGGAGACUGGGUUUAGAUACUUUCUGUACCCACCAGCUGGGGAUGAUACUAGGUGGUACACUGCUGUGUGUACCCCCUACGUGAGCCGUCGGUACGACCCUCAGUAUAUGGUUUGAUACAUUGAGGUUCUGGAUCGCACUGUUCGAGCUCUGACUGUUGAGUUGUACGCCACGCAUGCGCGCCACAACGACACUCUGGAGCGGAUGCGUCCACUGGGUACGGCAGCGGUUCUUCCUUCGUUCAUUCCUUACCCGCGCAGGACGGAGAUGCCACCAGGUCUUGUGUGGCCUGAGGUUGGGGGUGAUACUCCUGCUCGUGGACCUCCUCUUCCGCCUGGAGAUCAGCUGGUACACCAGAGCCGCCACGGCAUGCAGCCUCCUUCCCUCGAGCACCGCCAGGCUUUUCUUCAUCGACAGCUGCCAGACUUCAGAGGUUUUCCCCGACGUUGAUGUAGCAUAUCGCUAUGUCGCGUUGUUGUAUCCCUCCACCACGUGCCUGUGCGCCGCCUAGUUGGUCUAGACUACCUUUCCUUUUUGAACUACUACUUAUGGCUUGUAACCGAACUUAUGUAUGGAUCUGUAUGUCGUGUUUGGCUACUAUGUAGUAUCUAUCGAACUUCUUUCAGUAUGCAUGUUUCGUCGUGAAUGGAUCAUUAUCUUUGCAAAUUUCUUCAUGCUGAACUACCCAUGUUACAUGUUAGCAGGAUGGUUAGACCCGCUGGUCGUGGUCGUGGUGGCAACGCCCCACCACCGUCUGAAUACAUGGCUGGUAUGAUCCAACAGUUUGAGCUGAACCGCCAAUUCAUGGAAGGAGUGAUAGCUCAGUUUCCUCGCCCCAACUUGAACCAGCAGCCAGCAACUGUGACACUGAACGACUUUGCACAUCUCAACACAAGCAUCUACUGCAGCUCAACUCAGCCACUUGAUGCUGACGACUAGCUACGUGACAUCACUUUUGAGCUAGAGUCUGCUGGUGUAGCCCCUGCCAGCUAUGUCACCUUUGCGGCAUAUUAUCUGAAGGGUCCCGCUGCUCAAUGGUGGGACAACCACAGACGCUCUUUACCCGCUGGAACGGUCAUCACUUGGCCAGAUUUCCAAGCUGCUUUCCAUGCCCGCUUCAUUCCUCAAGGAACUAUGGACAGGAAGAAGCGCGAGUUCCGCAACCUCACCCAAGGUAACAAGACUGUGGAUGCUUAUCAGCGGGAGUUCCUUGACCUGUCCCGCUAUGCUGAAGAUGACAUUGCCACUGAUGCAUGUAAACAAGAAAAGUUUCGUGAUGGACUUCAAGCUGAUAUCAAACUAGCGCUCCUCAUGCAUGACUUUGCUGAUUUCGCCACCUUGGCGAACAAGGCCAUUCAGGUCGAAACUGGUCUGCAGGAGCACCUCGGAUCCCUCAGGCGCAACCGUGAUGCGGGUUCAUCUUCGGGCCCGUCAUCGCAGAAGCGUAAGAUAUGGAUCCCCCACAGCAUGUAUCCACCAGCUGCCCCUGCACCAAGACAGACCCAUGCUGCACCUCGUCUUCCUCCUCCACCACCUGGACAGCCGAGACUUCAAGCUCCUGCUUCCCGUCCCAAUGAUGGGCUAUGCUUCAAGUGUGGUCAACCAGGACACUGUGCCAGGGACUGCUCUCAGAAUCAGUACCGGCUUGCACUUCCUCAAACUAGCCGUGGUAACAAUCAGCCCCGCAACAACAAUGUCAGGCCUUAUGGUCGUGGUCAAGCCAACCACAUUGAUCUGAAUGAAGCUCAAGACCAGCCUGCUACGGUGUUGGGUACUCUUCUUGUUAACUCAGUACCAGCUUCUGUUUUAUUCGAUCCAGGAGCAUCGCAUUCUUUCAUUUCUGAAGAUUUUGCAUCCAUGCAUGGCCUUAAAUUCGCAGUAAUGAACAACCCGCUAGUGGUACACACCCCCGCGGGCCAAUGUCGGACCACCAUGGUUAGCCUCAAUGUCCCUGUUGAAAUUGAAGGGCUGGAAUUCCAUGUUUCCCCCAUUGUUUUGAAGUCGUCCAAUAUCGACCUCAUUCUAGGAAUGGAAUGGUUGAAAACACAUACCGCUUCUAUCAUUUGCACCACUAAAACCGUGCAUCUACUAAGUGAGAUAGUGAGCUACCAUGCUCACCUUGUUCGGAAUGCCGAGGCACGGAUUUAUUCCUUGGAUGCGUGAAAAACACUACCUCGAAGCCUGAAGUAUCUGUCCGGUCCGCGUUCUCAGUCAAGCUGAACGUCGCACCGUCAGAGGGCUUUCAAAAUUCUAAAAGGGUUCAGUGGUCAAAUCCUUCUGAAGAUGAAGCCACCUGGGAACUCGAGGAUCGUCUUCGAGCUAAAUACCCCGUUUUGUUUCCUUCUACCUCCUAAAUCUCGGGACGAGAUUUCUUGUAGUGGAGGAGAUUUGUAACGCCCGGAUAAUUAAGCUACAGUAAUUCCAUGCUAAUGAUACCAUGUCAUCACUUUUACUAUUGCUAGGUCCCACGUUGGUUCAAACCAAUUCAAAUUUCAAAUUUAAAAUAAAGUCAAACAACGAAAGUUUUUCAAAUGUCAAAAAUAAAAUGUUCAAAGUGUGGUAAAUAUUCCAUAACCAAUUAUGGUGCUAACCCAACAUUUUUGUAAAAAUACUUAAAUGCUCUUUGUGAUUAAGACAGUGAUAAUCAUAUUUAAUUAAAUGCCUUUCCUAAGAUAAAAAUUAGCAAACUAUUUUUAUUUGGGAGUUGAACUUUUUGUGGCUGAGGGUUAAACUAAAACAUUAAUUUAGAUGUUGGUCUCAUAUUUUAUAAAACUACAAUAUGCUACUAGUAAAUAAAACAGUAAAGGAGAAAUAAAAAAAUAAAGAAAAACACACACACAAAAAAAAAAAACGGGCAAACUCCCGUGCCUCCCUCUGGGCCUUGGGCCAACUAGCCCCUAGCCAGCCCACCAGCGCACUGCCUCCCCCCUUCCUGUUCACGGGGGGAUCGUGAGCAGCACCGAUGCCCGCCACGGCAUCGACCAUCGCCGUGGCGGCCAUCUGCCGUCUCCCCGGGGCUAUAAGGCGGCCCCGACACCUCUCCCUCGCGCCCCCGAACCCUAGCUACCCCGUUCCCCUCCCCCUGGUCUUCAUCGUUCAGAUCCGCCCGCGAUUUCCACCGCCCGCCAUGGCCGACCUCGUCCUCGUGCCCACCGAGCUCUCCGGCACCUGAGACCUCGUCCAUCUUCUCCCUCAUCGUCCACCACUUCGUCUACGUCCACGAAUCGAGCUGGAACGCGCCGAGUCGAGCGGAACGAGAUCUUCUUCCACUCCGGCCACCGCGGCGCCAUCGUCGAUUCCGGCGCCCUCUGCUGCUCCUAAACCUCACAACGAGCCUCCUUGUGCUCCUCGAUGGUGGCCCCCAGGAGUUAGAUGCCACCCCUGCCGACUACGACUACUACCCCGAGGGUGCCUACUACUACGUGGAGCCCGCUGACGACCAGGAGUAGUUAGGAGGUCCCAGGCAGGAGGCCUUGCCUCUUCGAUCGUUGAUGUUUGUGCUAGCCUUCUUAAGGCAAAACUUGUUUAACUUAUGUCUGUACUCAGAUAUUGUUGCUUCCGCUGACUCUUGUGCUUUCGAGCUAUGUAUUCGAGCCCUCGA
This is a messenger RNA of Triticum aestivum (bread wheat), 4113 nucleotides long. RefSeq lists its product as uncharacterized. Gene Ontology annotation, molecular function: zinc ion binding; nucleic acid binding. The record is from RefSeq and is a predicted model, not a curated record. The coding region runs from base 1647 to 2675 and encodes 342 amino acids. The transcript has 2 exons. Lineage: Eukaryota; Viridiplantae; Streptophyta; Magnoliopsida; Poales; Poaceae.